AAUUCACAAAUUGCCACACUACAGCUCAAGACAAAAGCAUUAAGAGAAACAAAUGGGUUCUUAUAAAUAAAUAAAUAAACAAGGCCCUAUAUGCAAAAGCCAAAAGAAUUAAAUCUUGAUACUAUCUACCCGUGAUGAUCAACUAAUGGUCACACUCAUUCCCUUCGGUCACUAUAUCUAACCUUGAAAAGGCAGUCGGCAGAUUUCACUCUCAACAACAUUCAUUCAUGGCUACUUUCUUCAAGUUCUCUGCUGCUUUUGCUUUGUCAACUGCUAUCUUCUUCUCUGAUGUGCUUGCCGUUGAUAGCAAGCCUGUGACCUCAGCUUCUCCUGGUGUUUCUCCAUACGUAACUGCACCUAAUAUGUCUUCAUUCUUCCCAUCACCAACCAACGAGUGGCUUACAGAUCCUCCAAAAGCAGAGGCAUUAGCUCCGAUUCCGAGCUCCGGUGAGUUUAUAGGGAAGAGUUCCUCUAGCUCAGUAAAGCUCAGUUAUCAUUAUCUUACCACUGGAAGCUGCAUAAUUUUUGCAAUUAGACUGCUUUCUGCUGUUUAAGCAUAGACAUCUGUAUGUAUUCAAUUUGUGGUAGAAGUGAUUCUAUGGAUUCAUUCUUAGUUACAGCAUUUACCAUCAUCGUACCUUUGAUUUGCUGUUGAGACCAAAUUAAUGAAUAAAAGAGACCAUAUUUCUUGGA
Ricinus communis (castor bean) is the source of this 693-nucleotide messenger RNA. RefSeq lists its product as uncharacterized. The transcript has a single exon. The coding region runs from base 228 to 554 and encodes 108 amino acids. NCBI's taxonomy places the organism in Eukaryota, Viridiplantae, Streptophyta, Magnoliopsida, Malpighiales, Euphorbiaceae. The record is from RefSeq and is a predicted model, not a curated record.